Messenger RNA from Cryptomeria japonica (Japanese cedar), 2798 nucleotides. RefSeq lists its product as uncharacterized. The record is from RefSeq and is a predicted model, not a curated record. NCBI's taxonomy places the organism in Eukaryota, Viridiplantae, Streptophyta, Pinopsida, Cupressales, Cupressaceae. Gene Ontology annotation, biological process: positive regulation of transcription by RNA polymerase II. Gene Ontology annotation, molecular function: transcription cis-regulatory region binding; metal ion binding. The coding region runs from base 79 to 2568 and encodes 829 amino acids. The transcript has 9 exons.
ACAUUGCGAGUUAUUGAAGAAAGUGUAUACCCCCAACAAGCGCCUCUGCAUUCUCCUCCAUUUUCCGUGCGAAAUUUCAUGUCCAUCCUGCCCUCCAAAGCUUUACGAUCCGCUUCCCUCUCUGAAAACAAGCCUAGCACAUCAUCUCCCAAUCAUGGACGCGGCCUUGGUGCCUUGCACGCACAAAUGGACCAAAACGAUGUCUUCCAAGCCUCUCAUCUCCCCCACGAGGUCGCGGGUUCGAAGCCGGAUCAAUUCGCCAAGGAACCUUCACGCGGCGCAACGGCUGGAGCAUCAGGACUUGUGAAUGUGGUUCCAGCAGAGUCACAGUAUGUAACCAGGCUUCCUGGAAUAAAUGCUAAGGAAUUUAACACAAGAAGUGUGAAUUCAAGAGGGAAAAAUGGCCUUGACCAUUCUUCAAGAAGUCAACAUUCACAUUCGGGAGCUUUAUACACAACACUUGGUAUGGCUGGGCCUUCUAACGGGAAUUUAUCAGAUACAGUGAGGCCAAGAAAUGCCGAGGAACUAAAUACAGGUACAAGUACUUUGCCGAUCACAAAUGUAGCCUCAAGGGGAAGAAAAGGUCAGAUGCUGAAUGCUAAUCACUUACUAAAUUUCCAUUACAAUCGGAUUCCACGUACUCCUCGUGUUCCAUUGAGAAAUCAACCUCCAAGGAGAUAUCACCGAAUCAAACCCUAUGACAAGGAUCUGUUUUUACAAGCAAACUUUAGGUUUCUGGUAUCUGAUAUGGGAGAUUAUGAGCUGAACUGCAGCAAUCCAGAUAAAAUGUUGCAGUGGGAAGACGUUGCUGCUGUAAAAUAUUCUGCUCCUGCUCCUGUAAGAUGUCCUAUUUGCUUGGAGAGUCCUCCUUUGUGUCCUCAAAUAACAACCUGUGGGCACAUUUUUUGUUUUCCCUGUAUUCUACGGUAUUUGAUGAUGGGAGAAGAGGAUCACAAAGGUGAACACUGGAAGAAGUGCCCUUUUUGUUCUGUCAUGAUCUCAUGCAAGGAUCUAUAUACUGUUUCAAUUAACAGUGUGAAACAGUAUACCACUGGAGAAAUUAUCGAGUUCACGCUUCUAUCUCGGGCCAAAAAUUCUGUUAUUCCUUUUGAGAAGGGACAAUAUUCUCUGGGAGCUCUGCCAUAUAGCAUAGAUGGAGAUUGUAAUGCCUUUUCCAAAUUUACUUUGACCUCUGAUGCAGAACUGUCUACAAAUAGGGCAGCAGAUGAGCUCACCUGUUGGAUUGAGAAAGUACAUUCUGAGGGGGGUGAAGAUGCAGAGUUGCUUCCUUAUGCCUAUGAGGCAGUGGAUCAACUUGAGCAAAGAAAAAAGGCAUGGAUUGAACAUCGUGCCUCUGAAUACCUCAGCAAUAGUCCCCCAGUAAAGCAGCAAUUUAUGACGCAAGCCAAAGCACAGUUAUGCAAACUCAAAGUUGACAGUUUUGAUUCAAGAGGUGAAGCUGAAUCAAUGGAAACAAAGUCUAGCAAUGGCAUUGUUUCCUCUGACUGCGAAUCAAGUAAGGAUCUCACAGGGAUAUCAGAGAGUAACUUGGGACAGAUGCUAUCACAGAAAGGCAUUGCACAGGAGGGUGAAAUAUUGGAAUCACCAGCUACUGAGGAACUCUUUCCUGAUACAUUAGAUUAUUGGGAGAAUCAGAGAUCUGAUAGUGGAUCAGAGAAACCCCAAAAUAUUAAGAAUUUGGAAGAUAAAGAUGCAUGCAAGCAUCAACAGGAAACUACUGAUUCUACAAAUGGAGAAUCUUAUUCUUUUUAUCAGGCAGCGGAUGGGCAACUUCUUGUUCUUCAUCCGUUGAAUAUGAAAUGUCUUCUUCACCAUUAUGGUAGCUAUGAGUCACUCCCACCUAGCAUCUGUGGAAAAAUACUAGAGAUGGAGACAGUGACUCAGACAGAAGGCAUCAGAAAGCGCUAUCGCUAUUUGAGCCAUUUUCCUUUAACAGCAACAUUUAAGCUCUGUGAAAUUGAUCUGAGUAAGAUUUUGCCUGCUAGUGCUUUUUCCCCCUUUUCUGAUGAGAUUGAGAAAAGGGAAACUGAACGUCGUCAUCGCCAAAAGCAGGAAGCUAGAGCUCGACACAGGGCUGCUGCAGCUGUAGCUGCAGCUCCACAAGGAAUGUCUGGUAUUCCAGAGUCCACAGUUUCCAUAUGUGAUGACAAACCACCAUCAAGUGCUGAUUUUGAAGCCCUAGGAGACCCAAAAGGCGUAUCGACUAGUCCUCCGGUAUUCGAUGAGCGAAGGUUGUUUUCACGAGUAGCAAGACUUGGAUUUGCUGCUGGAUGUGACCCUCCUGCUCUUAAAGAUGGUUUAUCUGGAGAGUUGCCUCGAGACUUGUCAGCAUCUGGUUCUAAUAGCAUUAACAUGGAAACGAUGGGGUUUUCUUCAGAAAGUGGUACCUGCAGUCCAUCACCAAUGUCUUUUGCACAUAUUAUAACAACAGCCCCAAAACCUAGUGGUGAUCCAUGCAGUCAGAUAUCUAAGAUGCAAAGUUCUGGCAAGAAGGGCAAAAGGGCUUCCAAGAUUCUUCUCUCGACAUCAGGUGGAAGGCGCUAUUGAUUAUAGAAAUUUUUGUGUGCACAUAAUACAUAUUUGUUAUGAAUCUGGAUUUUUGAUUUAGCUUUUAUUAUUUAAUCAGUAUUCCAUUAUACAGAUGUUUUUUACCUUUUUGUGGUAAUGAAGAAUUAGCUAGAGAAAAAACUUUAAAAUUCAUUGGAACUAUUACAAAUUGUAGAAAUUGCUAUUUGCCUAUUAAAUUCUUAUUGGCUAUAAUCUGCUAAUUCCAACGA